Poecile atricapillus (Black-capped chickadee) is the source of this 3609-nucleotide messenger RNA. It is a transcript of the gene POU6F2, whose product is annotated as POU class 6 homeobox 2. The coding region runs from base 102 to 2096 and encodes 664 amino acids. The record is from RefSeq and is a predicted model, not a curated record. Gene Ontology annotation, biological process: regulation of transcription by RNA polymerase II. The transcript is spliced from 11 exons. Lineage: Eukaryota; Metazoa; Chordata; Aves; Passeriformes; Paridae. Gene Ontology annotation, molecular function: DNA-binding transcription factor activity, RNA polymerase II-specific; RNA polymerase II cis-regulatory region sequence-specific DNA binding.
UGCAGCCUGGUCAAGUUUCUUUCUCAUGCCCGAUCAACAUUCAAAAGCUAUUACAAUGCUUUCCUCUUCAUACUGGAUUUUUUCCAAGUCUUCUGGAUCCAAUGAUAGCUGGACAAGUCAGUAAGCCCUCGCUGUCACUACGGAGUGAAAUGAAUGCAGAGUUGAGAGGUGAGGACAAGGCAGCUACUUCAGACAACGAGCUGAAUGAGCCCUUGCUUGCGCCUGUGGAAUCAAAUGACAGCGAGGACACUCCCAGCAAGCUCUUCGAGGCCAGAGGAAACACAGUGCUGCCUGAUACAAGCCCAGCAGACCAACACCAACCCAGUCAGUCCCAUCCUGCAUUCCCUGUUGGGCCUCAGCCACUACUGACAGCCCAACAGUUAGCCUCAGCAGUAGCAGGGGUGAUGCCAGGAGGCACUCCAGCCCUGAAUCAGCCAAUCCUUAUUCCUUUCAACAUGGCUGGGCAGCUGGGGGGCCAACAAGGACUCGUCCUAACUCUACCUACAGCAAAUCUCACCAACAUCCAAGGACUGGUAGCAGCAGCUGCAGCAGGAGGCAUCAUGACUUUGCCAUUGCAAAAUCUACAAGCUACCUCAUCCCUGAACUCCCAGCUUCAACAGCUUCAGCAUCUUCAGCAACUCCAGCAUCAUCAACAGCAGCAGCAGCAGCAAAGCCAGCAGCAGCAGCAGCAAGCUCAGCAGGCACAGACUCCACAGCCAACCCAGCAGACUCAGCAAUCACAGCCACAGCCAUCAGCACCACCACAGCAGACCCAAACACAGUCCCAGAGCCAGAGCCAACCACCUCCAGCCUCACAGUCCUCCAGCUCCCCUCAGAAACCCAGCCAGUCACCAGGGCAUGGCCUCCCAUCUCCUCUUACUUCACCAAAUCCACUGCAGCUGGUUAAUAAUCCACUAGCAAGUCAAGCAGCAGCAGCAGCUGCAGCAGCAGCUAUGGGCUCAAUAGCAAGCUCCCAGGCCUUUGGAAACGCCCUCUCCAGUCUUCAGGGGGUCACAGGCCAGCUCGUCACUAAUGCACAAGGACAGAUUAUUGGAACAAUCCCACUGAUGCCUAAUCCAGUCCCGUCCAGCCAGGCGGCAGGUGGAGCUCAGGGACUUCAGGUGCAGCCGAUAACUCCACAGUUACUGACCAAUGCCCAGGGCCAGAUCAUCGCCACUGUCAUCGGCAACCAGAUACUCCCAGUGAUCAAUACCCAGGGAAUAACACUAUCGCCGCUCAAACCAGGCCAGCAGCUCCAUCAGCCCUCCCAGACGCAAGUGGGACAAGCAGCCUCACAAUCCAAUCUCCUGCAUUUGGCUCACAGUCAAGCAUCUAUGUCUCAAAGCCCAGUGCGUCAGGCUUCCUCUUCUUCCUCCUCAUCCUCCUCCUCUUCAGCUUUGAGUGUUGGCCAGUUAGUCAGCAAUCCUCAGACAGCCACUGGAGAGGUGGAUGGGGUAAAUCUGGAAGAAAUACGAGAAUUUGCCAAAGCUUUUAAAAUCCGGCGCCUGUCCCUUGGCCUGACACAGACUCAAGUUGGCCAAGCCCUAAGCGCCACCGAAGGCCCAGCCUAUAGCCAGUCUGCCAUCUGCAGACACACCAUCCUGAGAAGCCACUUUUUCCUACCACAGGAAGCCCAAGAGAACACUAUAGCUAGCAGUCUGACAGCCAAACUGAACCCUGGCCUUUUGUAUCCUGCCAGGUUUGAAAAGCUGGACAUCACCCCUAAAAGUGCCCAGAAGAUAAAGCCGGUGCUUGAGCGGUGGAUGGCUGAGGCUGAGGCCCGCCAUCGAGCAGGGAUGCAGAACCUUACCGAGUUUAUUGGGAGCGAACCAUCCAAAAAGCGCAAGAGGCGUACCUCAUUCACGCCACAAGCCCUUGAAAUCUUGAAUGCCCACUUUGAGAAGAACACGCAUCCCUCUGGGCAAGAAAUGACAGAGAUUGCAGAGAAACUGAACUAUGACCGGGAAGUAGUUAGAGUUUGGUUCUGCAAUAAGAGGCAAGCACUGAAGAACACAAUUAAACGUUUGAAACAACACGAGCCCGCGACGGCAGUUCCUAUGGAGCCUUUAACAGACUCUCUGGAAGAAAACUCCUAAACGCAAAACCAAACAAAGCCAAAUCACACAGAAAAAAAACCCCACACCAACCGAAACGUGUCCAUUUGAACUCUGUGAAAAUUCCUAUUCAUCACCCUUGUAAGUAAAAGACUGAGAAAACUACAAGAAGGACAGAACAGUUUAUAAAUGUCCGUGGGUUUUCCUAUUUAAAAAAAAACAAAACAAAACAAAAAAAAUACACAACACUUAGAGUGUGUGUGGUAGAAUUAGUUCCCAAAAAAUCCCGAAAAAGCCAGUUUUUUUAAAUGGACUUAAAGUAAACCAAAUAACUGCUUAAUUUUUUCUGUAUAUUAUGAAAAUAUGAACACAUUUUAAGGAAAAACAAAACAAACAACAAAAGGGAAAAAAAAGAAAAAAAAAGAAAAAAACUUUUAUCUGUUUAAAAGAGAAUACAAGCCUGCCACCUGGAGGAGUGAUUGUAGCCUUUCAGGUAUCAAGUGCUGAUUCACUAUGAAAACUAUUAACCAAAGUCAGAAACAUGGCAUUGCAAACUAGAUUGUUAGUGUACUCUUUUAUGAGUGUAAAAUUGUGUUACAAAUUUUUGCAUUUGUAUUUUGCAAAGAGGAAUACAGGAUUAAUUUCUCUCAUCCUUGUUUGUACCCCCUGCAGGUGUGUACAAAGCCAUUCCGUAGUAGUCACCUCAUUUUCUUUUCUUUCAGUCAACAGUUUUUCAAUCUUCUAAUGUUUGGGUGCCAAAAAUAAUUACUUUUUAUUGUGAUUUGUGGGGUUUGAUAUUUCUCUUAUAAGGGUGUAUGUCUUUUUUUGCAUUUCUUUUUCUGUUUUUUUUCCUGAUUCUAUUUGCUGCCUCCUCCCGUCCAGCUCAUUCUCCACCCCUGCCUCAAGCCCCCCCAAACCCAGUACUGUUUGAAGAGUUUUUAAAAAAAAGUGAAAUCUGAACACUUUUAUAUGCUGAAAUGCAAUGAAGACAAAGAAGGAUUAGGAUUAUGUCUGAUGGACUGUCAAGCCCACACUGAACAUUGUGCUUUUUGUCGAAUGUGUAGCUUGAGAUUUCUCUGUCCUUUAGCCGUGAACCUGGAGAGGUUACCAAAACUCAUUUUGUAGUAUAAAUAUAAACUGCACACUUGGUACAGUACUGCAUCUAUAUUAUGGUUCCAUUUGAAGCAAUUUCUCUCCAAAGUCUGCUAGCCAAAGAAGUUUCUUGAGGUUCUGAUGAAAACAAAUGGACAGGCUGAGAAGUGAUGAGGAUAUUUUGAUCAUCACUUCACUGUGGACAAUUCGAAUGAUAGUGCUUUGUUCCUUCUGGCUUUUUUUUAUGUCAUAUUGAUGCUUGCCCUGUUGACUUCUUUAGUAGGAAGAUGUGCUUCUGCAGAUGUUUGCUGUGGCCACUGGCUAGACUAAACAGUUGGGACAUAGGGAAAACCACUGAAUAUCCCUUGAUAAUAUAAGGUGGGUCACCUGCAAUAUGAUUCUGGUGAACUGAUUUUUCUUUAAAGACAGUUCAUCUCUGUGGCUUCCUUUCUGAUUGGACAAG